This is a messenger RNA of Lichtheimia ornata, 696 nucleotides long. RefSeq lists its product as uncharacterized. The transcript has 2 exons. Lineage: Eukaryota; Fungi; Mucoromycota; Mucoromycetes; Mucorales; Lichtheimiaceae. The record is from RefSeq and is a predicted model, not a curated record. The coding region runs from base 1 to 696 and encodes 231 amino acids. Gene Ontology annotation, molecular function: heme binding; oxygen binding.
AUGCAACAACACAUUGAUCGUGACAAGCUCUAUACUGAUGGUGCUUAUCGUUUCCAAUACGUGACCAACUUUAUGGACUUUGGUCCUGAUGAUAUCAAGGUCAUUGAAACGGUUGGUCCUCGUCUUAAGCCUUUGAUUCCUGCUGUGGUGGAUGCUGUCUAUGACAAGCUCUAUGGCUAUGAUAUCACAUGGAAGCACUUUUUGCCACGCAACGAAGGUUACCAAGGCAAGGUUGUCGAUGACUUGGACAGCUUGAACCCCAAUUCGGACCAAAUCAAGUUCCGCAAGGACUUUUUGAAGCGUUAUUUGGAGAAGCUCUUUGAUGGCCCUUAUGAUGAACGCAUGUUGCGCUAUUUGGAUCAUGUUGCAAAGAUCCAUACCGACACUCCCGAAAAAAAGAGCCGUAUCAACGUUGAAUACAUUCACAUGAACGCACUUAUGGGCUAUGUCGAAACCACGCUCGUGGGUGGUGUGCUUUCUCUCAACUUGCCUCGUGAAGAAGAAGCCAAGGCCCUUUCUGCAUUCAACAAGCUCUUAUGGAUCCAAAACGAUUACUUUGCAAAGUACUAUUGCAAUCCCAAGGAUACUGUGCAAAACACCUCCACGUCAUCCCUGUGCAACAGCGUCAACUGGACCACAGCUGCUGCCGCUGUCAUUGGUGGUUUGGCCGUGUGGCUUUACCGAUCACAACAUUAA